Messenger RNA from Suricata suricatta (meerkat), 1346 nucleotides. RefSeq names its product glutathione peroxidase 6 (gene GPX6). Gene Ontology annotation, biological process: response to oxidative stress. The coding region runs from base 45 to 653 and encodes 202 amino acids. The record is from RefSeq and is a predicted model, not a curated record. Lineage: Eukaryota; Metazoa; Chordata; Mammalia; Carnivora; Herpestidae. The transcript has 5 exons. Gene Ontology annotation, molecular function: glutathione peroxidase activity.
AGUGAAGCUUCCCAGCUUCCGUCUGUCGCCCCUGACAUGACCUGAUGGCUGUGGGACCGGUGCUUGAUUUUCAGACGGAUUGCUACACGGGGGUGACCGGCACCAUCUACGAGCACGGCGCGCUCACGCUCAGUGACGGGGACUACGUCCCGUUCAGGCGGUUCGAGGGCAGCACGGUCCUCUUCGUCAACGUGGCCUCCUACUGUGGCCUGACGGCUCAGUACCCUGAGCUGAACGCACUUCACGAGGAGCUGAAGCCUCAUGGCGUGGUCGUGCUGGGCUUUCCCUGCAACCAGUUUGGAAAACAAGAACCAGGAAAGAACUCAGAGAUCCUCUCAGGGCUCAAGUACGUGCGUCCAGGCGGCGGCUUUGUCCCCAGUUUCCAGCUCUUUGAGAAAGGGGAUGUGAAUGGGGAAAACGAACAGAAGAUCUUUACCUUCCUGAAGAACUCCUGCCCACCAACCUCUGAACUUUUGGGCUCACCAGAUCAGCUCUUCUGGAAGCCCAUGAAGGUCCACGACAUCCGCUGGAACUUUGAGAAGUUCCUGGUGGGGCCCGACGGGGUCCCGGUCAUGCGGUGGUUCCACAAGGCUCCCAUCAGCACCGUCAGGGCGGACAUCCUGGAGUACCUGAAGCAGCUAAAAACCAAGUAGAAAGGGCCAGAGGCCGUCAGAAGUAGCCACCUGCCUCCCGCCUGAAGGACUCGGUGGAACGCUGGGUUCCUUGCCACCCAGUGUCCCUGUGACCAAGCCCUCCUGGAUAUGCGUGCAUGCCAGUGUGUGUGUGCUCGUGUGGGUCCAAGGAUAACCUAUCUCCCCAACUGUCUGCUCCCCAGAUAUCAGGUUUUCCCACUGUGUUACAAAGGAAAAGCAGAUUUCAGGGUAGAUGGCUCAGACUACCCAACAUUCCAGAAAAACGUGAGCCCCAGAAGUUCUGGUGUCUGUCCUUCUCCAUUCUGGAGGGUCGAAGAAGGCAGAACUGGCUGCAAGACCCUCAAGUACCCCUUGUGACCUCUCCUGUCCUUGAAGAUAGACCCGGGCGUCAAGCUCUCCCUCUCCGGAAUGAGGCCUCCAGUUCCCACACCCCGCAGACCCUUCCGGGGCCUCUGAGGUCCCGGCAAGGGCAGAGGCCGGGGGCGGUGACAGGAAGGGCCUCUUCCUGCCAGAGGGCCCCAGCCCCUCAGGGUUGGACCCACCCCAGCCUCCUUGGCUCCUUCCCCUUGGUGCUGCUGGCCAUCGCACCGGGACAGGGGUGUCCCUUCAUCCGAAGGCAGGGCUUUGUCCUCCCGUGCCCCCCGCCUCUCACCUCUUCUCAUCACUGACUCAAAUAAAGGAAUUUCUGCAGCA